Messenger RNA from Peromyscus leucopus (white-footed mouse), 4158 nucleotides. RefSeq names its product serine/threonine-protein phosphatase 4 regulatory subunit 1-like. Gene Ontology annotation, molecular function: protein phosphatase regulator activity. The record is from RefSeq and is a predicted model, not a curated record. NCBI's taxonomy places the organism in Eukaryota, Metazoa, Chordata, Mammalia, Rodentia, Cricetidae. Gene Ontology annotation, biological process: protein dephosphorylation.
AUGGCGGAGAUCCCUCUGUACUUUGUGGACUUGCAGGAUGACUUACAUGACUAUGGAUUUGAAGAUUGUGGUCCAGACUCUGACAACGGGAGGGUCACGGCUUUCUUGGACAUCCCUGGCCACGAUAACCUGCCUCUGCUCACUCGCUUGGAAAAGCACGCAUUCAGCGAAAAUGUCUUCAGCCACCAGAUUGUUGCCAGAGGACUACUGGAUGUUUUCCAGGAUGUCAGCCACAGUGACGAGGACGUUUUGGCAGUCAUGGAUGUGAUGGUCCGUCUGUCAGAAGAUGCAGAGCCCACAGUGCAGACUGAGCUGAUGGAGCAAAUCCCUCCCAUCGUCGCUUUCUUACAAGAAAGCAGGUUGGAUUUUCCUGUGGUAGUCUCUCAGUACCUGGUACCUGUUAUCGUGCGGUACCUUGCGGAUCCAGACAAGCAGAUAAUCUGCAGAAUGGCAUCCAUGCUGACUAAGAGCACAGUUAAGCACCUGCUGCUGCCUCGAUUCUGUGAACUGUGUAGUGACGGGAAACUCUUCCAAGUUCGGAAGGUCCGUGCCACGCAUUUUGGUGAUAUUUGUCAUGCUGUUGGACAAGAAGCCACUGAGAAAUUUUUGAUACCAACAUUUUUUGAGCUAUGCUCCGAUGACCUGUGGGGGAUGCGGAAAGCAUGCGCUGAAUGCUUCGUGGCCGUGUCCUACAACACCUCCCCUGAGGUCCGCAGGUCCCAGCUCUCGCCUCUCUUCAUCAGACUCAUCCGUGACUGUCGAUGGGUGCGCCAAGCUGCCUUCCAGGCACUCGGGCCCUUUAUCUCCACGUUUGCAAGUCCGUCCCGGGCUGGCCUGUGUGUCCAGGAGGGCGGCACCCUGAGCAUCCGGCCACCGAGCCAAGAGGGGGAGUCUGCCUUUGCCUCGGGGAGGCCCAGCAUUUGCAGUACCACCUCCUCAGCAGGUUCUAAAACACCUGUGCACGUGGAGCCAGAUCUCCUUCCAGAAGGGACCUCAGCAGAGACCAGUCAUCUGCAUGGCAGCACUUCUUCUGCAGACACAAGAGAAAACCAGCCAGGGAGCCUGUCCUCCACCAGAGCUGAAAUGACUGCAGUUUCCCCAGAGUUCCCAGGUGUCAGGGGCUGCCUCAGCAACAGUUGCCCUGAAGCAGGUCCAGGGACUUCCGAGGAUAUGUUCAGCACUUUCCUGUAUUGGCGAACUCCUCUGCUUGACAUAAGCAAAGAUGUGGAGGUACUUCUGAGUGGGACUGGGCCACUGGAGGACAGCCACAGUGGACCUGAGGCUGCGUGUGACAGCUGUGUGGCCAGGAGCGAGAUCCAGAAAGUCCUGCAGAGUCUGCAGGGGCAUCUGCUGCAGAACCCAGACAUUCAAGCUCAAGUUCAGGUAUUAUCUGCUGCACUGAGAGCAACACAGCUCGGCUCCACUAGUGACCCCGAGAGCAGGCAGACAGAAGGUCUAAACGAAGAGUCCGUCUCAGAUCCCAGCCCUGUCUCUGACAAUCACCUCGUCCUGUCGGCUUCAUCAUCUCAGAAUGAGCUCUCCGCAGCCAGGAUAUUACAGAGCACAGAUCAGACGGAGCCUCAGAAUAGAACCAGUGUGCAUCUGGAGACAGAGCAGGGGCAAGAACCUACCACACUCGAGGAGAAGAAAGCUAAAGUGCAGGAUAUAAUCCCUCAGCCUCUGCUUGACCAGUUCGUGUCCAUGACUGACCCAGCCAGAGCCCGGACUGUGGACACUGACAUCACCAAACACUGUGCCUACAGCCUCCCUGGGGUGGCCCUGACCCUUGGCCGGCAGAACUGGCACUGUUUGAAGGACACCUAUGAAACUCUGGCUUCCUUCUGGUACCGGCUUUGGAAGGUCCGGCGGACCCUCGCCUUUUCCAUUCAUGAGCUGGCAGUGAUUCUCAGGGAUCAGUUGACGGCAGCUGACCUGGUGCCUGUCUUCAGUGGCUCUAAAGAUAUGGAUGAAGUGCGUGUAGGAGUCCUUAGACAUCUGUAUGACUUCCUAAAGCUGCUCCAUGAGGACAAGAGGAGAGAGCACCCCUGGCCGCUGCAGGCGUUUGCGGUGACUGACAGCAGCAGGCUGGGGUUCCGAUAUGAACCAGCAGAGCAACUGAUCCUGAUCUUGGAUCUCUAUGGUCCCAGCGACAUUCACGGUUAUCUGAGGCACGUUGCCCUGAAGUUGUGUGCAGACAAAGUUUUUCAAGUGCGCUGGAUUUCCUUCAAGCUAGUGGGGGCCGUGCUACGCAAGUUCUACUCCCACGGUGCGUCUGCUCUGGGGCUCGGCUUCACCCAGGAGCUCACCUCGAGGCUCGCCCUGCCCUAAGUGGUCGGAAGACAGGCUCUGGCCUGCAUCUGUCAGGCUGUGGUGAGUGAAGAGUCUGUCACUGUGGACCAGUUUGUGGAUCACCUCCUUCCCAGCCUCCUGAGCCUGGCGUCUGAUACUGUGCCAAAUGUGAGGGUUCUGCUGGCCAAGGCCCUGCGGCAGACACUGCUGGAAAAGGCAUAUUUUAGAAAUGCCAGGAACCAUCAUCUUGAAAUUGUUGAAGAGACCCUCCUGGCUUUGCAGUCUGACCUGGACCAAGAUGUUUCAUUUUUUGCUUCCUUCAAACCAAAGAUGCAAAAUGCUAUAGACAACACUAUACUGGAAAACUAGAACUCGCACCCUGUGACGGGUACACAGAGAUGGCUUCAGUGCACACAUGCCUGUAACUCAAAGGGAAUCCAGUUGAAUCAUAGCUUCUGGAAGAGGCUUAUUUCAGGUGACGGGGCAGCCCUAUGCCUCACUCUUGUAGACCUGAUCCUUGGCAGUUUAGAAAGAUUGUAGAUUCAGGCACCGAUAACUCUCUGGCUUCCACGAGAGCAGUUGGUUUUUAGGAGAGACUGAGUUACUUAAAAUCUCCUGAGAGUCUGGUAUAAUUGUUCACAUCUGUAACCCCAGCACCUAGGAGGCUGGGACAGGGAGAUCAGGAGUUCAAGGUCAAUCUAGAGAAUUCCAAGUCUGUCUGAGCUACCUAACAAAACCCUGUCCAAGGAAACGAAACAUAAUACAGCUCCCCUCGCCAAUAAAGCAAUUUAGUGGAUGCUUGUACGUCUUCUCUGGGCUUGCUGCCCUAAUCCUUUCUGAGAAAAUGGAGUUUAUGGCACUGUAUUUUAUCUCCAACUGAAAUACUUACUGUGCAUAUGUAAAUAACUUGACAGGAAGAAAAUAUAUGACUGUAACACUAGCCUCCCCAGUGAACAAACAUAUCAAGUGAAGUCAUGUCCUGUUCUGGAGCCGCUGCAUGGGCAGCUGUCUGGAUGACCUUUGAAGUGUGUCCUAGGAAAGAAGGGUUCUGCCUCUGCUGUGGGGCUCCUCUCAGGUGUUGUACUUUUGUUACAGACUGCUGUACUCAGAGUCUUUCCUCCAGCUUUUACCCUUUCCCUCUUCAAGAGACUGUGAAAAUGUGUGUUGGUCUUUGAGAGCAGAGAGUCAGUCACAGGUUGUUUUUAAAAAGGAUUCAAGUCAAGUUGCUGAGAUGCAUGGAUGUUGACUUACACUUCAGACUCAGAAAAAGAAAGAAAGAAAGAAAGAAAGAAAGAAAGAAAGAAAGAAAGAAAGAAAGAAAGAAAGAAAGAAGGAAGGAAGGAAGGAAGGAAGGAAGGAAGGAAGGAAGGAAGGAAGGAAGGAAGAAAAGUCACAAUUUUGACCAGAACUUUCUACAGGCACCAUUGGUUUGGGGAGUUAAGUUAUAUACUCUUUACAUUGGCUUAAGUACACAGAGCUUAGAUUUCCUACUUUGGAAUCUCAGAUGAACAGAAAGAUGCUAUAUAGUUUAAGUAGGUUUCCAUUCACUACUAAUUCUGUAUCCUGUAGACAUCUGGUUAUGGUGCUGUGUCAGUGUCUAUACCAGCUUCGUGAUUCUUAUCUUAACAAAGGUGGGGAGCAGCCCAUGGGGCUGGAGCAACUGUAAAGUCAUAUGUUGAAUUUCCUGGUAUACAGGAUACCCCUGAAGGGACCCAAAUACCAUUGAUCUUGUUAUUUAAAAAGAAAGGAAGGGUCUGCACUGUGCCAAAGAGAAUGGGAAAUGUGUAAAGAACUCCAGUAGCAAGCAUAGGCCACGUUUGUGCUGCUUUAGCACAGAGUUAAUUUCUUCAAGUUAGAGGCAAAAGAUUA